Helianthus annuus (common sunflower) is the source of this 3827-nucleotide messenger RNA. RefSeq names its product U-box domain-containing protein 4. Gene Ontology annotation, biological process: protein ubiquitination. The transcript is spliced from 5 exons. Gene Ontology annotation, cellular component: nucleus; cytoplasm. The coding region runs from base 1356 to 3665 and encodes 769 amino acids. Gene Ontology annotation, molecular function: protein binding; ubiquitin-protein transferase activity. The record is from RefSeq and is a predicted model, not a curated record. NCBI's taxonomy places the organism in Eukaryota, Viridiplantae, Streptophyta, Magnoliopsida, Asterales, Asteraceae.
AUAGAAAUAAAGUGUAGUUUGACAUUUCUCAAGAUCAGUGCGUACUUCUCCAGGUGAACUCUUCAACUCGUUCAACGUUCUUCUUCACGCGUUUUCACUUGUGCUUUUCUUCUUCUUAUUAUUAUUAUACAAUACAAGACGUGUUUGUUUGUAUCUUUGAUUCCGACAUUAGUAAAUCUCCAGGUAUGUGUUCCUGAUCCUACUCCUUUGUUGCUUGUUUGUAAAUUGUAACUUGAAAGGUCUUUUCCACCAAAUUUUGAUUUAAAUUUAAUACAAGAUUGAUUCGUUUGCUAUGUUUUUUAUUAGUUGUUUCUUCUUAUGUUGGAAGUUAAACUAAUGUGGUUAUGAUUUCUAUAAAAUUAAGGACAAUAAUGUGGUUGAUGCAUGCUAGCUACUUAGGAAGGGAACCCUAAGAUUGUUGAAUUAUAUUUCAUUAUUGAUUAGUUAUAAAAGGAUCUUAAUAUCAAGGGGAUUAUAUCUUGUUACAAUCGUAGUUGUCAAAGGCUGAGUAAAAAAAGCGCAAUUAAAUGAAGAAAGGUUAAAAUAUAUUAUGUACUGAAAAGUAAUACUAUUAUUCAAUUUGAAGAAUAGUAUUACAAUCAAAGGCAUAUUACAUUAGGGCGAUUGUCUCAUAACAACAUUGAUGCUAAAGAAAAUAAGAAUAGAUAAUCAAAGAUUGGUACUAACAAAUAACAAUAAUCUGUUUUUGAAUUAGGCUUAUGUUUUUUCGUAGGGAAAAUAAGUCGUAUCAUGUAUAUUAAAUUAUGCAAACGGUUAACAUUUCACUUGCGGCCCCUCUACUUUACAAGGGGAUUGACUCCUGCUAUUCGUUAGGCUCUGGAUUAGUUAGCUUAUACAAGUGUGUACUCCGCACCACUUAUCCCGUAUAAGAGCUUAACCUAUAGUCAUUUGGUUUCAUGUAAAUCUCAUAUACAUAACUGGAUGAUUCUAAUUGCUAAUUAUGUGUUAAUACUACAAGCUAAAUAAUACCAGCAGGGGUCAAGGGGCGGCAGCGCUCCUUGUGGCGAUCACAUCACACGUGGGCUUUUACUAAACAUUUGGACUUUAAUGAGAGGCCAUUUACAUUGAGCUCAUAAAAAACCAUUAGAAAGAAAAAAACAACAGAUACACGACGAAAAAUAUUGUUUUGAAUUGCUUUUCUCUUCUCUUCUACUUCAUGUUCAGUUAAGCUUCUUUCUAAUAUCCAAUAAUAAAUUCAUAAAUGGUAUUAACUUUUGGGCUUCGCUUGUGAUGGGUCACCAAUGACGAAGUGUUCUUCUUGCUCUAGGUUGACAGAGGUUGUGUAGGUCAGAGAAGAGCCAGAAGAAGAGCCUAGUUAGCAUAUUAAGGGUGUUAUGGAGAUAUCACUUCUGAAAGCGCUUCUAAAAAAUAUAUCUACUUUCUUCAAUCUGCAGUGUCAUGAAAACAAAACUUCAGAACUCGUUCAAAAGUACUACCAGAAGAUUGAAGAAAUACUCAAGUUAAUUAAGCCAGUACUCGAGUCUGUUAUUCUUGCAGAAGUCGCUUCUGAUGAAUCUCUUCAGAAAGAACUUGCAGGCUUGAGGCAGUCUGUUGAUGAACUCAGGGAGCUUCUAGAAGAUUCUCAUCCAUUGAUGAGUAAAGUUUACUUUGUUAUGCAAGUUGAAUCAUUGUUUGCGAAGGUUCAGGCUCGAAGCUUAGAACUCUUUGAGCUGCUGAAAUCUUCUCCUAAAGGUCUUCCCGAUGAGUUGAGUUCAUCAUCACUUGAGCGUUACGUACAAAAAAUUAAGCAUAUGGGCUAUGAAAGAGCCGCAGCUAUUCUUUCGAAAGUUAUAAGGGAUUAUGCCGAGGGGUCCGAACCUAGUGCAGAUGACAGGUCAAAAAUUGCCGAUUUUCUUAACUUAAAGUCAAAUCAGGAGCUUCUAAUCGAGGCCGUCGCCCUUGAAAAGUUAAAAGAAAAUGCCGAACAAGCAGAAAAAAUGGGAGAUUUAGAGUGUAUUGAGGAAAUGAUUGCUCUUGUGACCCAUAUGAAUGAUAAGUUUAUCGAAGCCAAACAGUCUCAAAACCCUCACCCUGUACCGAUACCUCCUGAUUUCUGCUGCCCGCUAUCACUUGAACUCAUGACGGACCCUGUAAUUGUAGCUUCUGGACAAACGUACGAGCGAGGGUAUAUCCGUAAAUGGCUUGAUCUUGGACUCACCGUUUGCCCCAAGACCAUGCAAAUGCUUGUUCACACUAAUCUUAUUCCGAAUUACACCGUGAAAGCGCUAAUUGCGAGUUGGUGUGAAUCGAACAAUGUGAAGCUCCCGGACCCCGUGAAGACCUUGACCUUGACUCAACCGAGGUCACCUGAUUUAACACCGGCAACUUCUCCGGUUCAUCAUGUCCGAUCAUCUUCAGAAGAUUCUAGACUUCCCGAAAACGGGAAUACGUUGCCUGAAUCCGGAGAUCACAGUCUGGAGUCAUGUGGGCAGUCAUCGGACGUUUGCGGGAUUAAUGAGAAGUCAACAGUGGGUCAUCAGAGAACGGUUUCAACUUCCAGCACGCAUUCCGAUACAAGUUUAUCACAAGAGCUAUCUCAUGAAGCAAACAGUUUGUCUGAAACACAUGUGGCAACACCCUCCAGCAGUGAUGUUUCAAGAGAGGCGGCAUCAGACCCUCAUCCUGCCUCGAUUUCCGCAACUACUCCGGCAACCCCGCUGAUCUCACCUCGGUUUGAAACCCGACCUCGAAAUCCGCUAUGGCGCAGGCCAUCGGAACGGUACGGACUGAAAAUAGUCGCGUCACCUACCGCUGAAACUAGACCUGAUCUAACCGGACUUGAAACUGAAGUUAAAAAACUAGUUGAGGACUUAAGCAGCAGUUCAAUCGAUGUAGUAAGAAACAGCACAGGCGAACUCAGGUUACUUGCUAAACAUAACAUGGAUAACCGAAUUGUUAUAGCAAACUGCGGGGCCAUCAGUUUAUUAACCGGUCUACUUCGGUCAACUGACGAAAAAGUCCAAGAAAACGCCGUCACCACCCUUUUAAACUUGUCAAUAAACGAUAACAACAAGCUCACAAUCGCAAACGCUGGUGCAAUCGAACCACUGAUUCACGUGCUCGAAACCGGGAGCUCAGAAGCUAAAGAAAACUCAGCGGCAACCCUUUUCAGCCUCUCGGUUAUUCAAGAUAACAAGAUAAGAAUCGGGAACUCCGGAGCGAUUAAACCGUUAGUUGAUUUAUUAGGAAACGGGAGUCCACGUGGAAAAAAGGACGCAGCCACAGCUUUAUUUAACCUGUCGAUAUAUCAUGAAAACAAAGCGCGCAUUGUCCAGGCAGGCGCAGUUAAAUACUUAGUGGAAUUAAUGGAUCCAGCAGCUGGGAUGGUUGACAAAGCGGUUGCGGUUUUGUCAAAUCUUGCAACGAUACCUGACGGGCGAGCGGCUAUCGGUCAAGAGGGUGGGAUACCGGUUCUGGUUGAAGUUGUCGAGUUGGGUUCGGCUCGAGGGAAGGAGAAUGCUGCUGCAGCUCUUUUACAGCUGUGUACCGACAGCAGCCGGUUUUGCAAACAGGUGCUUCAGGAAGGUGCGGUCCCGCCAUUGGUUGCUUUGGCACAGUCUGGUACUCCAAGAGCCAAGGAAAAGGCUCAGUCACUGCUGACCUACUUUAGAAGUCAGCGUCAUGGCAACAAUGGGAGGGGAUAAGGAGACUUUUAUAGAAUGUAUAUACACAUAGCUGAUCAAUAAAUACAAGUGUGAUAUAAGUGUAGAUAUAAUUGUGACAUGAGUAGUAAGUUAUGUAAUCACAUAACUGGCUUUCUUUCUCUUUCCAGUGCAUCGGAUCAAGUUAAAUUGCUUGUGUUUUCA